UUUGUUUUGUUUUUUUGAGCCUGUGAAUCUGAAAGCAAGACUGCGCAGUUCUGGAGAAACGAAACUUGGGCUUCCGCUGCCAAGGAAAUCCAAGCAAGCGAAGGCAAGUCCUGACAGUGUCGUUGGAUCGUCACACCCGAACGCAGCUCAGAACUUUGUUUGUUUUUUGAAUUCCUGCAAUGGACCGCGAGACUUUGAGCACCAGAAAGGAAUCUUACGGGGGCAGCUUGCCUCCGUUUGACGACCGCGUGGAGGUGGGUUCUUUUUCCCUGGACACCGAGCGGCGGUUCCACCACGACGACAGUCGCAUGAGGUACUACGCGGAACCCGCCGCGGCUCCCAACUUCGACCUGAGGGACGGCUACGGCGACCGCUACAUUAGGAGAGACGAGAAUUUGAGGAAAAAUCUGGAGCACAUCCUGCACUGGAUCUUGGCCAACAAAUCUACUCUCAUGAAGGAUGCGGCGGGCGCAUCACCUUUGGAUAACUUUGACUUUGUGACAUCACGAGGCCGCUUGACCAAAGUUUUAUGCACGCCCUACGAGGCCCUGACCGAGUGGGCGCUGGCCGUCACCAAGUUCAAGGGGGUGCUUUACAUCAAUGAAGUGGAGACGGACGUCGCUCGCCAGGACCGAGAGGACCGCACGGAGAGUCACACGGAAAACAUAUACUGGGGGUACAAGUUUGAGCAGUACGUAUGCGCAGACGCGAUCGGCGCCUUACCCGAUCCGAGCGGCGUGGUCAACUCCAACGAGGCCUUCUACAGCGUGGUCCGAACCCGUCUGGCCAACCACCGGCUGCUGUUCUCCGGCGAAGUGGACUGCCGGCUCAAAGACCGAGACGCUCCGCCCGCCCCCGCCUGCUACUUGGAGCUCAAGACGUCAGCAGUGAGCCGCACGGACAAACAGCGCAGCAAGUUCAACAGGUUCAAGCUGCUCAAGUGGUGGGCGCAGUCCUUCCUCCUGGGGGUCCCUCGCGUGGUGGCGGGCUUCAGGAACGACGACGGGGUCGUCGUGUCCGUGCGCACUUAUCGCACGGCGGAAAUUCCGAGGCUGGUCCGGGACGAGCCCCUGCCGUGGACGCCCGCCGUCUGCGUGAACUUCUGCAACGAAUUCCUCUCUUAUGUCAAGCGUGUGGUGACCGAGGACAACCCUCACGUGGUGUAUCUGUUCUCCCGGAAGUCUCGCAGCGACCUGACCUACAGCGUCCACCGGGACUCCCCUUAUUCCUUCCUGCCGGACUGGUACGUCAGGGAAAUGGAAUAGAAAGCGUCACGCCGCCAUCUCGCGGGACGCCGGCGGGAGCUCCGCCGAGUCUGCGACGCCGUGGGACUGGCGAGUUAUUCUGAUUUCACGAUUUGAAAUCAUUUUAGAUUAGGGAUCAUCCAAACCUUUUAAGCAACAUUUUUAACUGUCGCGUAUUAGAAAAGCGUUAACGGUGUACAACGGGAUUGUUUUUAUUGAUCGUACCGUCACCCGAUGACGGACGACGGGAUUCGUGCAUUUGUCGGCGGCUCGCUCGUAUGUUAUGGAUGCAUUGAUGGUAGUUUGGGGGGGGGCUGUUCGUAGUUACUUUUGACUACGUUUUCUGAUUGUGUGUUAUCAGUACGUGCACUAAAAACAACUCCGAAGUUGAACUUGUGUAUUCUCCUGCUUCUACGAUAAGAAAAACCUGCACUCGCUGA
This is a messenger RNA of Syngnathoides biaculeatus (alligator pipefish), 1684 nucleotides long. RefSeq names its product decapping and exoribonuclease protein-like. Gene Ontology annotation, biological process: nuclear-transcribed mRNA catabolic process; NAD-cap decapping. Gene Ontology annotation, cellular component: nucleus; cytosol. Bases 180 to 1265 code for a protein of 361 amino acids. Gene Ontology annotation, molecular function: mRNA 5'-diphosphatase activity. The transcript has 7 exons. The record is from RefSeq and is a predicted model, not a curated record. Lineage: Eukaryota; Metazoa; Chordata; Actinopteri; Syngnathiformes; Syngnathidae.